Lactuca virosa is the source of this 624-nucleotide messenger RNA. The record is from the annotation of a GenBank genome assembly. Lineage: Eukaryota; Viridiplantae; Streptophyta; Magnoliopsida; Asterales; Asteraceae.
AUGGCAAAAGAUAACCAUCCCGUCCACACAGCUUUCUCUAUUUUGACGCAAGGAUUAUUGGAUGAAAUUAUCAAGUCCGUAUAUGUUGAUCCCCAAUUCAAGCCUAUUCUUCCUUCCAAGGAUCAUCCAAUUAACGUCUCUCCAGAAGGCUACGUCGGUGUUUACACAAUGUUCUUUAGGUCUGGGCUCCGCCUACCUGCCUUUGAGUUCUUGAAUUCCAUUCUCGGCCUCUUAAACCAUGACCAUGACCCCAACCCUGAACUUAAUGUAGACGAACUUUCCACUGUCGACCGAUUGGUUUCUAGUUAUGUCAAAUGGUAUGAUCCUAACAACUCAAUACUGGAACUUGCCAGACUAGAAGGAGUCCUCUAUGUAGUCGACAAACCUCCUGCUCCGACUCUUCGUGCCCAAUCAAGCACGCUUCUUGAACGCCUUCUCCAAAAUCAUAAUACCCCUUCUUCUAAAGUUGCUAAGCGGCCCACCAUGAGAUCCAGAACUCCUGACAAAUGUGAGGCUGUAUUGGAGUCUAAAUCUAGCAUCGACUCCCUCACACAACCCGAGCCUGGUGAUCUCGUUGUGAUCUCGUCGUCUCCCCCCAACAAAAGAAAAAAGAAAGACGAUUGA